AUGACUUCCGCGACAUUAGUAGACCUCCCGGCCGAGCUGCUUCAUGAUAUCUUUGGAUAUAUAGGCUGGAAAGAGGUCAUAAACUCUUCAAGAUUGAUAUGUAAAAAAAUAAAAGGUGUCGUCGAACGAGACUACUUCUGGCAAAAACGUCUCGAAGAUGCCAUCCAGCUCCCAUACAGUCUCAGCAACCUUCCGCGGUUCAAAGAUGUCCCGACAAUGCGGCUCUUCCUCUCAGUCACCAAAGCCCGCACCUACACCUGGGGAGAAAACGCUCUCGGUAAGCUCGGCCACUCGUAUCCAAUCGCCGCUAGUUCAAGAAGCCACAGAGGCAUUGGGAUCCCGCUGGAGAUUAGAACUUUGCGAAAUGUUUUUGUCGUAGAUAUUAAGGCUGGCGGUUGGAGUACUCAUUUCCUCACUUUCGAUGGCGAGGUUUAUAGUUACGGGUCGAUGACUGGGCAGCGUGGGUUUAGGCAGCCUGAUAAUUCUGAGCAUGCCAUUAAGAUGAUGAUUGAUACCCCCAUCGCACGCAUCUCUGCCGGCCGUAACCACCUCAUCGCUCUUGAUGUAGAGGGUCAAAUUUACUCUUAUGAAGACCUUCAUAACCCUCCCAAACGAAUCAAUUUUAUGGAGAGCUGGAUUAUUAAAUCGGAUCCGUACUCAAGCUCCACUGAAGUUGGAAAAGUUAGGAAGGUUGUGGGUGGGUGGGAUUGUAGUGGUGCAUUGGUAUAUGGACAUGGCCUUCUCAUCUGGAAGCAUGAUAAAAGGAUCUCCGGUACCAAUGGCAUAGGCGAGGAUGGUAGGCUUGUCCAGGAGAGCCUAAUUACACCACCUAUCCUUGAUCCGCAGGAACACCAAAGGACAACUAUCCUAGAGCGCGAAAAAGAAAUCAUUGAUUUCAUUCUUAUUGAAGGUUUUGUUGUUUUUGUAACUGCGGGCGGCAGGGUUUACUGUAUAGAGGAGAGGGACGGAGUCCCUGUUUUACCACCAGUCUUUCUUCCUCACUUUUCCGUGCACGAACCCACGGAUGAGGAGAUCCUUGAUCUAAAGGGAUAUAGGAAUAAGAAGGCUGACCGCAUCUCGGGGUUUUUCAAGAAGUUUGCGGUUUACAAUAGGAAUGGACUUGUCCAUGUGGGGGAUACCGACCUUCUCAGAAGAGCUGUUCAAAACAACUGUCGACCAGAAGUUCCAGUUCCUGAGAAAGACGAAAUAAGACCACUAGCCAUUCCCAGCCUCAACAAAUUUGGCACAAUUGCUCAGAUAGUUUUUGGCGACUACCACAGUCACGCAGUCACACAGGACGGAAAAUUACUGUCUUGGGGUGUAGAGAGUCAGAAUUGCGGAUGCCUUGGGAUCGGGGAUCUUAGAGAAGCGGAACGUAGAGGUGUGGUAUGGCAUUGGCAGAAUGGGACUCUUGAUGAAGCUGCAGAAGUGUUCUUCCAGGACCCGCCACAUCCUAAAAGCUGUUAUCCACCCAGAGGGGAAGAUGAGAAAUUGGAAGGCACCGAAGAAGAUGUGCGCCUGGACAGGAGAGAAUAUUGUGUUUUGGGGGUUUCGGCAGCUGGAUGGCAUUCGGCUGCGCUUGUUCUCCCUGUUACCGAUGAUUUACUCUUCGGAACUGAACCCGAGGAACGCACUCCCGAUGCUCAGGAAUCCUCAAACCGUGACCUUGAGGUUGAUGUAAAUACGUUGGCGCCGCCCUUCGUGGGUCAUGGAGGCAUCGAAGGUGUCUCAAGCGCCGCGAGAGGUAUGAGGGGUGGAUUGAGGGGUAGGAUCGGAGCGAGGCGUGUUAUGAGGGGUGGGUUUACCAGUGGAGUUUCUUCUAGCGGCGUGCGUGUGACGGGGCUAGACGAAGAGAUGAGACAGGGAACUCAAGAGCUGUCCCGCGCAGCUGGUGCGAGAGAGCCUGAAGAUGAUAGGCCUCUUAGGGUUCGUAGACAACAGCCUCCGGCGGAAUAG
Molecule: messenger RNA, 1956 nt
Organism: Morchella sextelata
Lineage: Eukaryota; Fungi; Ascomycota; Pezizomycetes; Pezizales; Morchellaceae
Exons: 5
Coding region: 1-1956 (651 amino acids)
Molecular function (GO): protein binding
Source: RefSeq, a predicted model, not a curated record